CCAGAUAUUGAAAUGCUCACCACUCGAACAUCAGCCUUGCUGUGCGACUGACGUGAUACGGACGCACUGCGCACAGGGACACAACAGUCACGCCACAGUUUUCAAAAUGCCGGAAGUGGACAUUCCUUCUUUCAGUUCCGAAGUUAAGUCUUGCUACAAGCUACAAAAGGAACUGGCUCAGGAAUUACGUGACUUUGCUGAAAACCUGAAAUCUAAACAGAGAAAACUUGACAUUGCAAAACUCACUUCCUCAAAUGUUGGUCUCGUUGGUGGGGUUUUUGCAAUUGCCGGUUUGAUUCUGGCGCCCGUUACUGCAGGGGCCUCAUUAGGCCUGACCAUAGCUGGGGGCGUAGUAGGAGGAGGUGGUGCCGUGUCAGGUUUGUCGUCCAUGAUUGUUGAGUAUCGCAUCACCAAGAAAGCUGAAAAACACUUAUCUCAAAGACUUCAUGAUUAUGCGGAAAUGUCAGAAGAUAUUAACUCAAAACUGAAUACGCUAAUUAAGACACUGCAAGAAUCAGAGAAGGAUGUUCUGCAAGGUCAAAUUGAAAAAAGUACUUUUAUCAACAAGGAGACAAAGAACGAUAUCAUUGGAAUGAUCAGAAGCACUGAAAAAAUAUCAUUUCCUCUGGGUCUUGCAGCCAGAGGGGCAGUAGUUAUCAUAUCAGUCAAGGACGUGGUUGACUCGGUAAUCAAGGCGGUUAAAAUUACCAGGGCAACUAAAAGGGCUGUUGAUGUUGUUGGGAGUAUUGCAGCUGGUGCUGAGGUAUCUGCCAGAGUUUUCUCUGCUGGAAGAUCUGUAGGAACGGCUACUGAUGUUGGAACUGACGUCACUUCCGCUGCUGGGAAGGCCGCCACGGCCGGUAAAGCUGCAGCAGCCGGGGUGAAGGUCGCAGGUGUGGUUCUUGCCGCUGCCGGAGUGGCAGUAGAUCUCGGUGCUGUUAUUUACUACAGUCGUAAAAUACACAAAAACGAACCCUCAAAGAUUGUAGAGAACAUCUUGAAAGUGGCUGAUUGUCUGGACACAGAAUGAGGGAAGAAACAGCCACAAUCACAAUCCAGGCUACCAUAGAAAUACAUGUGUGGUAAAUAUGUAAACCAUUUCGACAAGCCUGAAUACCAGAUUUCAUUAAUCGCCUCUUACUAUAAACAUGGGUUGUGGAAGACCAAUUCUAACCUGGAAUACCACAAAUAAUGAUUGAUUGAAACAUCCCGGUGCCACGCAGUUCGCGUCUACCUAUUUCUCAACCCUUGUAAGUGUGUAUUGGGUGGUUUGGCAACAGUUUUGCCAUAGUUUUGCCAAUUACUAUUUGCACAAAUUAUUCUCAUUGCAAUGAAAUGAAUAAUCGUGCAGUAUAGUUCACACUCUCUCUGUACAAAUACGUAGCUUCACUACGUACCACUAUAUUGAUAUUCAAGUAUGUAGCACGAGAGAAUUCACCUAUCUGUGAUGAGACUGACAACGAUGGUACAUCAAUCCAAGAAGAGUAUGUUACCACCAUCAGAUCGGAUUAUCUAGAGGAGCAUGUUCUCCUGUCAGGUGAUUUUACUGCCAGGAUGAAGCAGUUUCUAGAUUUUAUACUUGAUGACAACAUAUACUGCGUGUAUGAUGCUGAUGACUAUCCUAGUGAUGGUAUCGCUAUUUCAAGAUCCACUAAAGAGCUAAUCGAUCAUUUGGAAUCCAUACAUUAAAUGUAUCAUGAUAAGUCUGGUGAAUCUACAUGUGUCACACAUAACGGUUCAAGUGUUGCUGACUAUAUGCUAGUCAGCUCAUCACUAUUUCCUCCUGUAACUGACUUCGGAAUCGGAACUCAGGACCUUUCCUGUCAUUUCCCUCUGUACUGCAUCCUCGAUAUUCCUUCAAUCUACUCUGUUUCACACUCAACCUACCGCCUCUGCACAACAAAGUGAUACUCAACAGAAUAGCGAAGGGGGUAACUGAGUUAACUAUGUGUUUUCUAAAGAAACAACCAAUUUUUGACUAAUUUCAGCCGAUCAUUCAUGGAUACCCUUGAUAGACUGAACAAACUUGUAUAUACCGACAUUAAUGAACCAGUGAGUUUAUUUGUCAGUGUUUCCAGGAGGCAGGAGUUCAUACCAGGACUGUGUAUCACAACAGAUACAGCAGGAGUUCUAGUGAUAAAUCUCAACCUCCAAGGUGGGAUGCAGAGUUGGAGCAAUUAAAACAUGAUAAAUAUUCUGCACUAAGAGUUCAUAGAGACAAUAAUCAAGAUUUGGAUCUAUUGAGGCAACUCCGUAAUUUGUUCAAGAAGACAGUCAGUAUCAAGAGAGCUAAUUACAUGCAUAAACAGAGACCGAAGCUUGUGGAAGCAAGCAAUAACCCUAAAAGUUUUGGAAAUUAGUCAAACAGAAUAAAAAGUCCAGUAAUAUAUCUGCCUCAAUUUCUUGUCAACAGUGGUUUAAUAACUUUUUAUCCUUACUUUGUGUCAAUCAAACAGGCGUUGUUGACUCUAUUCCAAUUGGCAUAUGUCUCAGUUGCACUCAACCGCGCAAAAUUGGUCAUAACUUAAUGCAGCAAUUACUCAACAAGAAGUUUGUAUCAUGUUAUGAAUAUUCCUAAUAAUAGUAAUAAGUCACCAGGACCUGAUGGAGUGGCUGGAGAAUUUCUUAAAGCUUCUAGUAAUUAUAUUGUACCCUUUCUUACUUCCAUUUUAAAUGGGGGCGGUGGGGUAGAAUAGUGGUUAAAGCGUUGGCUCGUCACGCCGAAGACCCGGGUUCGAUUUCCCACAUGGGUAAAAUAUGUGAAGCCCAUUUCUGGUGUCCCCCGCCGUGAUGUUGCUGGAACAUUGCUAAAAGCGGCGUAAAACUAAACUCAGUGAGUCAGUAUGUUUUAAAUGAAAUAUUUGACAGUGGUAAUUUCCCUAAAACAUGGAGCAAGAGUAUGAUAUGUCCUUCAUUAAAUCUGGCUGUAAAGAUGACCCCAAUAAUUAUAGAGGCAUAUCCCUCAUUGACUCUAUUUGAAAAAUGUUUGCUUUUAAUUUGAAUAAACGCCUUCAGAAAUUGGGUGAUUUUAAUGAAAUUAUUAGUGAGUCCCAAGCAGGCUUCAGAGAUAAUUAUUCUACGACUGAUCAUAUAUUUUCCCUCCAGGUGUUAAUUCAGAAAUAUUCUUGCAAAAGGAAGGGCAGAUUUUAUUAUCUUUUUAUUGAUUUUUCCAAUGCCUUUGACACUAUUAACUUCCCUGUUUAAAGUUGGUAUGUGUGGUAAAUUUGUUCAUUUUAUAAAAAGAAUGUAUCAGAAUUUAUCAGCUUGUGUUCAAAAGGCUUGUCUAAAUGUUUUCUUGUAAUAUUGGUACCCGUCAAGGUUGUGUUUUAAGCCCACAAUUAUCUUCAUUAACAAGUUAUGUACUUUAAUGGAGCAGGAGGGUGGUUCAGGUGUAACAGUUCCAUUAGAUUUUAAUAAUUUAUGUUCACUUAUGUUUGCUGCUGAUGUUUCAUCCCUGUCUGAU
Haliotis rubra (blacklip abalone) is the source of this 3463-nucleotide messenger RNA. RefSeq lists its product as uncharacterized. The record is from RefSeq and is a predicted model, not a curated record. NCBI's taxonomy places the organism in Eukaryota, Metazoa, Mollusca, Gastropoda, Lepetellida, Haliotidae. Gene Ontology annotation, biological process: lipid transport; lipoprotein metabolic process. Gene Ontology annotation, molecular function: lipid binding. The transcript is spliced from 2 exons. Bases 107 to 1030 code for a protein of 307 amino acids. Gene Ontology annotation, cellular component: membrane; extracellular region.